AUGCUUGAAAUCCCGUAUGAUCCCGUACGAGUACCUAUCGAGAUCCCCUAUGAUCUGAUUCCAGUGCCUGCUACAGCAUACCCGAUCACACCACUUGUGAUUACGGUCCCUGCUCCGUUCGCUUUUGAUAAUACAAAAGUAGUGCCAUGGAAUUACGACUCGAAGGUAUUUCUAUAUGGGCAAGAGGUGAAAGAGGAGCCCACUAAAACUGAAGAAGCUAGUGUGAAUAUCACUGGAGCCGGGGGCAUAACCCGUAGUGGUAGGGUAUUCGCACCAGCAUCUCCCGCGGGUGGUGUUGAUCAAGGAGCCUCAAACAGAAACCCUAGAAAGCAGGUGGCAAAUGAUGAUGGUCGAGGGCCAAAUACGGCAGAAAAGGUAAAUCCUAAUGAUGAAGUGGAGGAAUUUCUCCGCGUUAUCAAGAAAAGUGACUACAAGGUGGCUGUUCAACUCAAUCAAAUGCCGUCGAAGAUAUCCAUGCUUGCACUCUUGAUGAGUUUAGAGGCGCACCGAGAAGCUCUGAUGAAGUUCUUAAGGACCACACAUGUCCCUCAAGAGAUAUCAGUAAACCAGUUCGAAGCUGUAGUGGCCAACAUAUCUGCAAGUAGUUGUCUAGGGUUCAAUGAUGAUGAAUUGCCACCUGAGGGUAGAAAUCAUAACAAGGCGCUCCAUAUUUCCAUCGAAUGUGUGGACAUAGUCUUGUCCAGAGUAUUGGUGGAUACCAGCUCUCCGUUAAAUGUCCUACCCAAGAACUCGCUUUCCAAGCUGACCAUCGAGGGAUUGGUGAUGAAGCCUAGCUCACUCAUUGUGAAAGCAUUUGAUGGGUCAAGGAGAAUGGUAAUAGGAGAGGUGGAUCUCCCCAUGAAGAUAGGGCCUCACAUCUUCUUUAUCACCUUUUACGUGAUGGACAUUUACCCCGCCUACAGUUGUCUCCUGGGACGUCCAUGGAUCCAUUCGGCUGGCGCCGUAACCUCAACCCUACACCAAAGGUUGAAGUUCAUGAUUGGAAGCAAACUGGUAGUGGUGGAGGGGGAAGAAGAUAUAGUUGUAAGCCAUUUAGCAUCGUUCAGGUAUGUCGAAGUGGGAGGAGAGAUUCAUGAGACUCCUUUCCAAGCCUUCGAAGUAGUGAACGUGGAGAUGACACCACCGGUGAACGUAGCUCCGGGCGCAGAACUCCCUAUGACUUCAUGGAAGGAUGCUAAGACUAUAAUCCAGGUUGGACACCCCGCAGGCUGGGGUAGAGUACUUGAUCUGCCUGUAAACAAAUACCGAUCUGGGUUGGGGUUCCGUGCUCACCAAAUGACUCAGAAGCCAAACAUUGCCGAUGUGAACAAAGGGCCGAUUCCCACAAUACCAGACACUUUCACUAGUGCGGGGCACCUCGGAGAUGACUCCGUAUGUGUAACAGAAGCAGAGAGCAGCCUGCCAGAAGAAGCAUGCCUCGUGUAUCAGAGGGCUGAUGGACAAAUACUCAACAAUUGGACUGCCGUGGAUAUGCCAGAAGUCACCUUCAUUGAAGAAUCCGCGUCGAGUUCCAUUGAUAAUCAGACUGCUAUAGCCCAAUAUGACUUCGAUAAUCCUAUUAACCAAGCUGAUGAAGGCGGUGAGGAAGAUUGUGAACUCCCCGAAGAGUUGUCUAGGCUUUUACAGCAGGAAUCGAGAGUCAUCCAACCGCAUCAAGAGACAGUAGAGGUUGUGAACCUCGGGUCAGAAGAGGAAAAGAAAGAAGUUAAGGUAGGCGCAACCCUCAAUGACGAGGUGAAAGGAAAGUUGAUCGAACUCUUGCGAGAGUAUAUGGAUGUAUUCGCCUAG
Molecule: messenger RNA, 1809 nt
Organism: Lathyrus oleraceus (garden pea)
Lineage: Eukaryota; Viridiplantae; Streptophyta; Magnoliopsida; Fabales; Fabaceae
Exons: 2
Coding region: 1-1809 (602 amino acids)
Source: RefSeq, a predicted model, not a curated record